UUGAAUGAAAGCGGAAGUCAACAUUGAGUUUGCGCAUUCGGUAGUCUCCUUGUCGGUUGCAAAGAUCUUUGGGUAGGCAGCACCAACAAACCUCAAAAUGUACUGUGCACGACUAGUUGCCCCAGCCACAAGAUGCAUUGUGUCACACACAAGCAAGACCCUGGUCAGACCAGUCAGUUGCACAAUGUUCACAAAUAACACCGUCUCAUCAACACAGAUGAGGAACUUCCAGACCAGUGUUGCCAAGCGUGAUAUCGAUCAGGCUGCCAGAUACAUUGGCGCUGGUGCUGCCACCGCCGGAGCAGCUGGAGCCGGAGCUGGUAUUGGAACAGUGUUUGGCAGCAUGUGCAUCGCCUUCGCCAGAAACCCCGCGAUGAAGCAGCAGCUGUUCGGUUAUGCUAUCCUGGGAUUCGCUUUGUCUGAGGCUAUGGGCAUCUUCUGUCUUGGCAUGGCUUUCAUGAUCAUUUAUGGUCUAUAAAGAACUUGUGGACGUCUAGCGAAUUAUUUAAAUGAUUUGAUUAUUUUUCCAUAACAGGUUUUUGAAAUUUAGAGUGUGUUAAUAUAAAGUAUUUGUUGAAUAUAGUACAAGUUGAAAUUGUGAGUGUGCUUCGUCGAAGAUUUAUCAAGUGCUCACAGGGAACAAAGGGACCCAUGAAUCAGUAACAUUUCAUUGUGAUCAUGAGCCCAUUUACUGGGUGCCUCUUGAAAUGUGCUGUAUUUAUUAUUCUAAAAAUAUAGAAAAAGGGAAAUGUACAAGCAUGUAUGGUUUUAUGAAAAUGCGGUUUAGAAAAUAAAAUGUUACAUACUUGAA
Molecule: messenger RNA, 811 nt
Organism: Mya arenaria
Lineage: Eukaryota; Metazoa; Mollusca; Bivalvia; Myida; Myidae
Exons: 6
Coding region: 98-478 (126 amino acids)
Biological process (GO): proton transmembrane transport; proton motive force-driven ATP synthesis
Molecular function (GO): proton transmembrane transporter activity
Source: RefSeq, a predicted model, not a curated record